Messenger RNA from Struthio camelus australis, 984 nucleotides. The record is from RefSeq and is a predicted model, not a curated record. Lineage: Eukaryota; Metazoa; Chordata; Aves; Struthioniformes; Struthionidae.
AUGGCGGCAGGGGUACUCAUCCGCAACGUCGGCAUCGUGGCCAUCGUGCUGGCCCUGGGGGCCGUGGCCACCAUCAUUGCGCUCUCAGUGGUGUAUGCGCAGGAGAAGAACAAGCCUGCCGCCCCCUCCGCCUCCACCGCCACCACUACCACCACCACCACCACCACUGCCCCCAUCACCACGGCCGCCCCCAGUAACCUCUGGAACCAGUGGAGGCUGCCCACAGCGCUGAAGCCGGAGAGCUACGAGGUGACUCUGAGGCCCUUCCUGAAGCCCAACGAGAACCAGAUGUACAUCUUCACGGGCAACAGCACUGUGGUCUUCAUCUGCGAGGAGCCCACCGACAUCAUCCUCAUCCACAGCAACAAGCUGAACUACACCAUGCAGGGGGGCUUCCACAUCUCGCUGCAGGUGGUGGACGGCUCCAGCCCACCCGCCAUCAACAAGACCUGGCUGGAGACCACCACCCAGUACCUGGUGGUGCAGCUGGCAGCGCCGCUGCAGAAGGGCCAGUACUACAGGCUCUUCAGCAUCUUCACCGGGGAACUGGCCGAUGACCUGGCUGGCUUCUACCGCAGUGAAUACAUGGAUGGGACGGAGACCAAGGUCGUGGCCACGACGCAGAUGCAGGCGACCGAUGCGCGGAAAGCCUUCCCCUGCUUUGAUGAGCCUGCCAUGAAAGCCAACUUCACAGUCACCAUCAUCCACCCGACCGACCACAAGGCGAUUUCCAACAUGCCUGCCAAGAGCACCUGGCAGCAGCAGAUUGAUGGAGAGAGCUGGAACGUCACCGAGUUCUUGACCACCCCCAAGAUGUCCACCUAUCUGCUGGCCUUCAUCGUCAGCCAGUUCGAGAGUGUGGAGAACACCUCGGGGAGGGUGCUGGUAGGGCUGGGAGCUUGGGGGACAGGGCAGAGCCUGGCGGGGGACGGGGGCUCGGGGUGUCGGCACGCGUGGGACGGGGCAGAGCCGAGUGGGGGCUGA